CUUUGGAGAACAGAAAUUGCACAUACUGCUGUUGGAUCAUUUCCAGCCGACCUCAGGACUGGGGGGAAAAAUGAAAGCUCCCAUUUCUCUUCUGAUCCUGCUUCACGUCGUUGUGGUCCAAUGCCUGAAAGUGGUGUCGAAGAGAGGCUCAGUGGAAGGCUGCACGGAUUGGUCAGUGGACUACCUGAAAUACAAGGUGCUUCUGGGGGAACCUGUACGGAUUAAGUGUGCUUUAUUCUAUGGAUAUAUCCGGGCCAACUACACCCAUGCACAGGCUGCGGGACUUAGCCUUAUGUGGUACAAAAGUGCAGGACACGGGGACUUUGAGGAACCCAUCAGCUUUGACGGGACACGCAUGAGCAAGGAGGAGGACGCCAUCUGGUUUCGACCAGCAGAGUUGGACGAUGUGGGGUACUAUUCCUGCGUAUUAAGGAACUCCACAUACUGCAUGAAGGUGUCCAUGUCUCUCACGGUGGCGGAGAACGACACGGACCUCUGCUUCAACUCCAAAAUGAGGUUCUUCGAGAAGGCCGAGCUGAGCAAGAGCAAAGACAUCACCUGUCAGGGCAUUGAGGAUUAUUUACAGCCGGGGGUGGAGCCGGAGAUCGUGUGGUACAAGGAAUGCAAGUCAAAGCUGUGGAGACCGACCAUCGAGAGGAGGAGAGACACUCUGUCCAUCAAGGAAGUACGGGAAGAUGACAUUGGGAAUUACACCUGUGAAUUACAGUUUGGGAGCUUUGUGGUGCGGAGGACUACCGAGCUGUCCGUCACAGCUCCCCUGACAGACAAGCCGCCGAAAAUCCUCUUCCCUCCGGAGAGCCAGAUGAGCGUCAUCGAGAUGGCAAUAGGUAGUCCAGUCAACCUGACGUGCAGAGCCUUCUUUGGAUACAGCGGAGACGUCAGUCCACUCAUCUACUGGAUGAAAGGGGACAAGUUCAUCGAGGAUCUGGAUGAGGAGCGGGUUCAGGAGACCGACAUCAAGUCAAUCCGUGAGCACCUCGGUGAACAGGAGGUCUCCAUCUCUCUGACCAUCGACUCCCUGGAGGAGAACGACCUGGGCAACUACUCCUGCUACGUGGAGAACGGCAACGGGCGGCGACAGGCCAACAUCCAGCUUAACAAGAAAGCCGAGCUGAUGUACACGGUGGAGCUGGCCGGAGGUCUGGGAGCCAUCCUGCUGCUGCUGAUCUGCCUGGUGACGCUCUACAAGUGCUACAGGAUCGAACUCAUGCUCUUCUACAGGAACCACUUUGGCAGCGAGGAUUUAGAUGGAGAUAACAAAGACUACGACGCCUACCUGUCCUACACUAAAGUGGACCCUGACCAGUGGAGCCAGGAGACCCGCGAGGAAGAGCGCUUUGCCCUGGAGAUCCUCCCCGACGUGCUCGAGAAGCAUUAUGGGUAUAAACUCUUCAUUCCAGACAGGGACUUGAUCCCCACAGGAAGUUUCACCAAUGAUCAUUUCCAGGAUGACACAAGACUACUUAGAGCCUACAUCGAGGACGUUGCACGCUGUGUGGACCAGAGCAAGCGUCUCAUCAUCGUGAUGACGCCCAGCUAUGUGGUGCGGAGGGGGUGGAGUAUCUUUGAGUUGGAGACACGGCUGCGCAACAUGCUGGUGACCGGCGAGAUCAAAGUCAUCCUGAUCGAGUGCGCCGAGCUGCGCGGCAUCAUGAACUACCAGGAAGUGGAGGCCCUCAAACACACCAUCAAGAUGCUGACGGUCAUCAAGUGGCGCGGGCCGUCCAGCAACAAGCUCAACUCCAAGUUCUGGAAGCAGCUGCUGUACGAGAUGCCCUUCAAACGCAUGGAGCCCCUCAGCAUCUCCCACGAGCAGGUGCUGGACGUCAGUGAGCAGGGCCCGUUCAGCGAGCUCCAGACCGUCUCGGCCAUCUCCAUGGCGGCGGCCACCUCUACCGCCAUGGCGACGGCACACCCAGACUUGCGCUCGACCUUCCACAAUUCCUGUCACACCCAGAUGAGGCAGAAACACUAUUACCGUAGCUAUGACUACGACCUGCCGCCCGGCGGCACGCUCCCACCACUCUCCACGCUCGGCAACCAGCACACCUACUGCAACAUCCCCAUGACCCUCAUCAACGGACAGCGGCCUCAGUCCAAGUCCCCGAGACAGCAGAGUCUGGAGGAGGCCCACGGAAACAACGCCAUGCUGCCGCUGCUGCCCAGAGAGACCAGUAUAUCCAGCGUGAUCUGGUGACAGAGACGGAGCCGCGCAGGGUAGACUCUGGAUCUUAAAGAUGUCCGUCACACUGGCACUCGGACCCUGAGCGCACCGGAGCCAGACGGAGCUGAACGGCACCACGUGGCUUGCUGCUGUUUGAAUUUGCACCAGGAAACACCCGGAGGAGGCAGAGUCUGACACACUGGACACAUCGGGGGCAGAUCUUUUGUUUAGUUUGGUCCAAUAAGAGCUUUUAUUGAAACUGAAGUUCAAAAAAAGAAGCAAGGAGAACUCUUUUUGUAUGCCUGUAUAAACACUCACGUAACACAAGCCAACACCUGCGAUCAUUUACCCAGAGAGUCAAGGAAUACAGGGUCCUGUACAUACGUUUUCUAAUUCUUUGUAGCAUCAGUGUUUGGGACUUGUUUCUUGUUUAUGUUUUAACAUCAGUUGGGACUUUUUUGAUUUCUUUCCUUUCAGUUUGUACAAAAGUGAAGCGAUGGCCUGUGAGAUGUUUUGGAUAAACCGUUGUUACCUUUCUCUUCAUUUGUUGGCUGGUGUAGUUUUACAGUUUUUACAGGAAGGGAGAGAAGAUCCAGCCCUCUGGAGAGGACAGCGUGGAUCUCUUGGGAGUUUCAGCUACGGCAGGUUGAGAAUCUGGACUCAACCAGAUUAUGCAAAACAUGGAGUCCAGAGAGCGGGAGGAAGGAUCUGAAGAAUAUGGUGCUAGGCUUCACAUCGCUCUGUUUCUCACAUGAUAACAUUUACUUUUAAAAAACAGCCUUGCUAUUUACCUUAACAGAUGAAUAUAUCACCGAAAAUUAAUUAUGUGUAUUAUUUUAUGAAAAAAUAAGAGUCUAUUUUUGUAACUGAGGGAGAUUUGCUUAGAGACGUUAUAACUUUAAAGUUUCUGAUAGAAGGAAUCGACAAGAAACAUAAUAAAAAAUAAUGUUUUGUUAUGUGGAACUGCACAGCUCACGAAAAACCGAUAGGUCAUUCACUAAAUGUCUUACCCUUAUAUCGCAAGAGAGGAAAAGUUUUGUGUUUUCAUCAUUAAAAAAAAAAAGCAGUUUUGACAUUUCCAA
This is a messenger RNA of Notolabrus celidotus (New Zealand spotty), 3267 nucleotides long. Its product is annotated as interleukin-1 receptor accessory protein-like 1. Gene Ontology annotation, molecular function: interleukin-1 receptor activity. The transcript has 12 exons. The coding region runs from base 71 to 2218 and encodes 715 amino acids. Gene Ontology annotation, biological process: negative regulation of exocytosis; signal transduction. NCBI's taxonomy places the organism in Eukaryota, Metazoa, Chordata, Actinopteri, Labriformes, Labridae. The record is from RefSeq and is a predicted model, not a curated record.